Messenger RNA from Phalaenopsis equestris, 1692 nucleotides. RefSeq names its product myb family transcription factor EFM-like. Gene Ontology annotation, molecular function: DNA-binding transcription factor activity; DNA binding. The transcript has 5 exons. NCBI's taxonomy places the organism in Eukaryota, Viridiplantae, Streptophyta, Magnoliopsida, Asparagales, Orchidaceae. The record is from RefSeq and is a predicted model, not a curated record. The coding region runs from base 213 to 1355 and encodes 380 amino acids. Gene Ontology annotation, biological process: regulation of DNA-templated transcription.
CCGGUUCAGGAGAUUCCGGUUCAUCGAACCGUUCUCUGCUCUCUCUCUCUCGCUUCUGCAUCCUAAUCUAUCCUUGUUUUGGGUCUUUGUUGCAGCUGUUAUAAAUAAUUUGCAGUCACGGCUACGGAAUUUUCUUCUUUAAUCUCCAUGAUCCAUGUUGGAAGGUAUUAAUACUGAGAGAAAGGAGAGAUCUUUGGUGAGACGGAGAUAAGAUGGGGUUGCUGGCACCCGAGCUAGGGCUUGAUUUGAAACUGUUUACUAAAAGAACGAUUUUUAGCUGUUUGAAGGAUGAGAUUCAGGCCGGCAGCCGGGCUGCAAAACUAGAAGAUUUCGCUCGGAGGCUUGAAGAAGAGAGACGCAAAAUCGAAGCUUUUAAGCGCGAACUCCCUCUGUGUAUGCUUCUGCUCGCCGAUGUGAUCGGUGUGUUGAAACUGGAGAUGGAGCAAUGCCAGAGCGACGGCAGUGAUGACAGUGUUCUUAAGGAAUUUAUUCCCCUUGAAACGAGAUCGGAUGAGUAUAAGGAGGAGGAGAAAGCGAUGAAUUUGGAGAAGGAGAGCAAGGAGAAGAUGGAGUGGAUGAGCUCUGCUCAGCUCUGGAGCGAUAACUCCAGCCAUGAAAGCAUCGAUGGCAAGGAAGAUUCCCAAGAGCAGAAGAAGGAUGACAGAUCCCAUGGCCGGAAGGACUGUGAUGCCCUCUUUCUGGAGUCUAAUACCGGCCGCGCAUUCCUACCCUUCAAAGCCAUGGCGGCACCGCGGAAGGAAGAGGAGAAGCUGAGCAUCUCUUUGCCGGAUCUAUCCCUCAUGCCUCUACCGAUCAAGGUUCCUUGCUCUGCCCCGAUCACCACCGUUGCUGCUGAAGAAGACAAUCGUAGCAGUGGAUUGAACUCCAAGGCUGUGACAAUAGCAUCUUCUUCGCCUAGAAACGAACACCUGGGUUUGCAGCCACAACAACAGUAUCAGCAGAAUCCACAGAGGAAAGCACGGCGGUGCUGGUCUCCAGAGCUUCACCGGCGUUUCAUCAUUGCUCUUCAGCAGCUCGGAGGUGCACAAGUUGCGACUCCAAAACAGAUCAGAGAAUUAAUGAAGGUUGACGGGCUGACAAAUGAUGAAGUAAAAAGUCACCUUCAGAAAUAUAGAUUGCAUACUCGAAGAAUUCCUAAUUCUUCUGCAACUCAAGUGAACAGACCGGUAGUCAUGGUGGGAGGCUUGUGGGUUUCUCAGGAUCAGCAGAAUGCCUCGCAAUCUGGAUCACCACAAGGCCCUCUUCAGUUGACUUGUGCUGCUCAGGCUCUCUCCAUGACCGGCGGAGAUAGCUGCACCGAUGAUGGAAAAUCAGAAAGCUACAGCUGGAAAUGAUUUGAAUUCAUCUAUGCUGAUGCUCCAUAAUCAUGGCUACAUAUUGAACAAAUACUCUAUAGAGAUCUUGCAGAGUUGACACUCACAUUGGAGUUUAAUGAUGUAUAGAAUGAUCCAUAAUUCUGCUUAUAUGAGCAUAAAACAAUAAUAUUGGUGCCUGAAUUCACAAAAGAUAAGAUUUUUAUGCUGGGGAGAAGAAGAGAUAUGGAUCUGCUCACCCCAAGUUUUGGCUAGAAAUUCAGAUUUCCGCCCAGUUUUUCAUCGGUUUUUUUAUGAUAUUGUGCUUAUGCUACAUCUACGGGACAAACAUUUUGUUUUUCCUGAGGGAGUUAUAUAU